This is a messenger RNA of Paramacrobiotus metropolitanus, 1465 nucleotides long. RefSeq lists its product as uncharacterized. Gene Ontology annotation, molecular function: protein binding. Bases 59 to 1465 code for a protein of 468 amino acids. The record is from RefSeq and is a predicted model, not a curated record. The transcript has 3 exons. Lineage: Eukaryota; Metazoa; Tardigrada; Eutardigrada; Parachela; Macrobiotidae.
AUUUAGUGGAAAAAACUUCGACAUGAUAACUUGACCCAAUCGGAAUCGGAACUUCGACAUGGCUGACAACUUGACCCAAUCGGAAUCGACUAUUGCUAAAGAAACGCUAAGUUGCACAGUCAUCGAAGUUCUUGGAGAAAAUGGAGCACUUGAGUGUGGCAUAGUAAAAGCUACUUCCGCAAGCGAAGUGCUGGUAGACUUCCGAUGUGCAGCCAGACCGGCCAAAUGGAUACCUUAUAACAGAGCCCUGUUAUCUCGAGUGAACCUUUACGAUUCCCAGAAGACAGUUGCCCCGAUCUUUGGAGAUCACGAGAUCGAAGAUCCAGUGGAGGUACUGAUUCAGCGCAGUCCGUCAGAGCCGUGGACUUGGCAGCCCGCCACCGUGGUUAUUUAUGACUGGUUUACUGGACAGUACGGGUUUGUCACCAUUUAUUUGCCUGACGGAGAGGUUAAAGCCAUCGUUCCACAAAAUUGGAUUAGAUGCCCGAGCAAAACAGGUUCACUCAACAGCGGUCUACUGGGAUUCCCUGAUCUUUGUUACACGCAAGAAAUGACUCAGUUUUAUAGCAUAACCUUGCUCCAACCUCGGCCGGCCGACUCAAAAGGCGCUAUUGUCACAAAUGGAAAAAAACGGCAAGGCGAAAAUACAUUCCCAGCUGCGGAAAAGCGUCCAAAGCCAGACGUAGACGGCAAAGUGGUAUCACCGGUGCUUACUGCUCUUUCGCUUCCUUCCGAUCCUGAUUCUCCAGGAACAAGCGCGUUCUUGAAACAGUCGCCAGCUGAAAUCCUUAAUGAGAUAUUCCAGUGCCUGCCCACCCUUGAUCAGUGCCGACUGCGGGUGGUGUGUGCCGGGUGGAAUGACAUUUUAGCAACGGCCACUGUCAAAUGCCUGUUGCACAUCCGCUAUGACUCUUAUUUUGCUUUCCAAAAUACACGGUCACGUAAUGUGUACCUGGCUGUAGCCUGUGCACAUCGUCACUGGAGUAACUACGCGGUGGCCAUUGUCGGUGUGCCACAAAAGGAGGCUUGGCGUACGGUCCCUUCUCUCCAUUACUGGCCCUUGUGUGACGGGCAUUUUCUGCGAAAGAUCAUGGAAGGAGCAGCAGAGAAAUUUCCGAGAAAUCUUGUUGUGAAGGACGUUCAUGUCGGGCACUGGGCGGACGCGGGAGAGGACUACAUAGCCAUUCUUCACAGACUAUUUGACUCGCUGGCGGCGGUGUGUGACACGCUGACCGUGAAGAAUUUCAUGUUCCGGGUGUUUUCGGAGGUGGAUGGCUCCGCAGUUAUUAUUAUCCGCAUCCCGUUCGGACGUAUGCGAAACGGUCGGCGUCUUACUGUCGCCCAGUGGUGGGACAUGAUCGAGCAAGGUUGUCCGCUGCUCGAUGACCAACAAAGGGAUGCUGUGUCUACUGCGAUCAAGGGACGUAAACAGGACUCUAUGCUUCGCGGCCGGCUUAAUAGGUAA